AUGGCCCUAGCCACAAGGAGUCGACAGGCUUGGGUUUCCAACACCCACACUUGGCAGGAGUUUCACGAAGCAUUUCACCAGCGUUUCACUGAAUUCACUUUGCUGCAGACAGACAGGGAAGCUCUCAUUGAUGAGAUGCACCAACAUCUGAUGCCAACGUUUCACCAAUUUUUUCGACCAAAAUCCUCAUUCAAUGCAACUGAACCCCAAUCCCAACAGCAACAGCUCAUCAGUGCCAAAUGGAAUCACCGAGCCAUGAUGAGGCAAACAGGUGAGACUUCCAUCGCAGCCAUUUUCCAUGCCUGGUGGCACUUUGGCCAGUACCGCAAGAUGAAACGCCAAUUGCAGAUCCACAGCAAACAGAUCCGCAAACAGAAGAUGCGUGAUCUUAUGGAUGAAGUUUCUCAUGCGGCGACUCGAAAUGAUAGCUUUGCUGUAUAUCAAGCUGUUUUAAAAUAUACCCCAAAGCAGCCGCGCAAGCGCAUCAGAAUCCGGCUGCCAAAUGGAGCCCCGGCCUCCCCCAUGGAGGUGCUAGACAUGACCAGUGCCUACAUCAAAGACUUGUGGCUGCCUGCCACAACCAUUGAUGUUUCCCUUUCCAGACCCCCAGGGGUACCGUUCACCAAAGAUGCAUUAAUUUGGGAACUAGCCCAGACACCGGUCACCAAAGCAGUUGCUCGUACGUGCCUUCCAGGAAUUUGCUGGAAAACUGCAGCCCAUGCAGUUGCCAACUACAUUUACCCCAAACUUGAGGAGUGGUGGGGAUCCCUUCCAAUAUUCAUCCCAUCGCAAUGGAAAACUGCACACCUCACAUUCAUUCAUAAACCUGGCAAGCAGCCCGACCGCCUGGGCAACUUGAGACCCUUAGCCUUGUUGGAACCUGUGAGGAAAAGCAUUUUGGGGCUCAUCACUACCAUGUUUGCGGCAGAGGUUAAACCCCUUCUUUGUAGUUGGCCACAACUGGCAUUCCUUCCGCAGCGAUCAACUUUUGAUGCCAUCAGACGAGUCAUUCUGCAUUGUGAGCAGGUUCGACGCCUGACGAAGAACCAACGCAGAAGCGUUCACCAACGCGCGGCCAACCAUCAAUGCAGGCCCAUUUGCGGGGGCAUCCAAGUUUGUCUUGAUGCCCCAAAGGCCUUUGACAUGGUUCCACGCCAGCCAUUAUUCGAUUUUUUGAGCUCCCUUGACAUCAAUCAAGACCUGGUGGCCAUUCUGGCAAUGUGGCAUUCUAACACCAGUUACAUUGUCUCUCAGGGGACCACAACGGCUGCAGUGGGAACGGGCAAAGGAGUGCGACAGGGGUGCAGAGCUGCACCUGUCCUAUGGUCAAGCUAUACUCUUGACCUUUUCAUCCGACUUUCCAGGAAGCUUGGUCCAGAGUGGGUCAAAAAGCAGCUGACGAUGUUCGCUGACGAUUUACAUUCCUGUGACUGUUUUCUGAAUGAAACCGAACUGCAACUUGCACUGAAGCGCAUCGGUGUUCUGUUGGAUGUUAUCGAAGAAAUGGGACUCACUCUUGCCUUGGACAAGCAUUCUCAUGUGCAUAUCCUCCAACAAUACCAACUUGAACAUCCACUCCUUUUGCUUCUGCAUGCCGGGACACAGCUGAACACCACGAUCGGCCAACGACUCAAUCAUUUGCAAGCAGACGACAUCUUGUGGACAGCAGACUGGACUCACCUGUCUGCCCUUUUGCAGCUGCUGCAUUCUGCAUACACUGAACAAUAUCAGGUUCACCUGCACACUCCAGCAACCGAGGCUCUGACCAACGGUGGCAGUGAUUUUCUGUGCUCCAAGCAGGUCACCAAGAUGCAGGUGGAUGAACGUUUGCCCAAGUUAAACGCUCAUAAUUUGACCUUGCUGCACUCAAAGCCCUACGGCCAAUCAUUGCUUGAAUGCAUCACAGAGCGUACCUCCUAUGAUCAGCCUGGUCAUCAUGUACUGCGUUGUGAUGUUUGCGGUCUGCAACACCUUGAUCUCAAAUCGUUGCAUGCUCACUUGCAUCAAGAGCAUCGUCUUGACACACAGGACUGGGACCCAUUGAGGGACAUGCUACUGGGAACCAACCCAGUUUGCUCUCACUGCAUGACGCUAUUUGCAGAUAAAUCUGCAGUUCGGCAUCACAUCACGCUGGGACAAUGCCCAAGCUUCAACCCAUUGCGACAGCCAGCCACUGCUCCGAUUCCUGAUGAAUGGCAGGAGCUGCUUCUUCAAGGAGACAUCCAGUCUUUGCGGCAGGCGCCUAUGAAACGCCUUGCUUUAACCUUGACUUGCCAGCUCUGCCAACUCAAAUUUCAGCGCACUGGAGAUCUGUCCUUGCAUUUGCAGACUGUUCAUCAUCAGGAAUGGCAUGAUGCUAGGAACAUAGUUCAGUUGCUCAUUGCCAGCUGCCUGUGCAAUCCCCAGACAAAUGCCAGCGGCCUACAACAUGUAUGCGUUCCCCUCAGGCAACUAGGCAUGAUGGCCUUGAAGACGACCGUCCCAGUGCUCUUGCCUUGGAAGUUUGAUGAAGAUCAAGUUCAUCAAUUUUUGAUUGCACUUGUGGACCACCCGUUGCUGCCUAGGCUCACUGCUUGUUUGAUGCAACGACAAUUCACCCAGCUGUGGACUGAUCCCUUAUGCCUGGAGUUCUUCCGCACCACUUGCCUGCAAUGUGGCAUGAGCAUGCACCCAGCAGAACUGCGCGAUCACAUCUUCAGUGUGCACUCCUCAGCUGCCAUCAUGCAUGACAAAAUUCUUCCACAGCUCAUGCACGCCAUCCAGAGUGAAGCCACUGCAGAUCACAAAUGUGAUGUAUCCAUUAUCAACACCAGUGUCCUGUGGUACUGCAGCUUGUUCAUUUGCUUCGCAAAGAUUAUGGAUGCAGCUCCGGAACUCAGUCAGGAGGACUCCGAGAUGUUGGACGUCUUCAAGCACCUCAGCCCUCUGCUGAAGCUCCAGAGGUUCGACAGAACAGACGAAGGCACCGAGAGCAAAAAGGCCAAACGGGACACCGCAAGAAAGGAAGACACCACGGAGGUGAUGACUCUGUUGACGGCAAUGGGCCAUCUACUUCUGCGAGUGGAUGCCGACCAACAAGCGAUGAAAAAACAAGACUCAUGGAUCUGCUUCAUGCAAACGGGCUCCCAAGCACUCUUGCCAUCGCUGGUUCUGAAAGCGACGGAGUGGAAAUCCCAGCAGAAGGAGCUGGACCAAUCCAAGAUGGAGCAGUACCUCCCUCUCCGCUGCUUCCUCGCCCAACAUCUGGCGGACACGAUGUUGAACAGGCUGACCAAACUGGCUCAAUGCGCCGAGACAGACCAGCUGAAGAUGCUAGCCAGACAACAUGGAGUGCUGACGCAGGACAACGCCUUUCCUUUCCGCAAGUGGAACCCUCAUGCCCAGGAGCUCCGACAGACAGGACAAUCACCAAUCCCCCUCAAGAGGAUGAUCAAAUAUGCCGAGCAACUGGUGGAGAUCCUCAAGGACCCUUCAGUGACCAUCCGAUUCCACUCGAUGAAACCGACGUCCAAAGACUCCAGCCAGGAUCCCAUCAUCCCAUGGAUGUGGCAAAUAUCCAUGAGAGCGGACGACUUACAAGUUCUGUUGACAACGUUGCAAGGAUCGACGAUGUGGAGCCUUCUAGGCAUGUCGAUGAAGAGCCAUGCCCAAACCCAGAGCAAGCCAGCUCUGGCCCUUCGGGACCUCAUGGGCAAGGGCUCGGGCAAAUCGAAAUCCAAAGGCAAGACCAAGACCAAGCAGGGCCACUGA
Molecule: messenger RNA, 3750 nt
Organism: Cladocopium goreaui
Lineage: Eukaryota; Dinophyceae; Suessiales; Symbiodiniaceae
Source: the annotation of a GenBank genome assembly